CCCGAUCCGACCCCCGCUCGACACGCGGACAAGCUGAUCUGAUGCAAAAAGGACCCUUGGUCCGGGAUGCGAAAUACGGCAUCAUCAUCAUCAUCAUUAUGUUGAAGCAUUUCAAACAACAGCACUGAGGAUACUUACUCCGUACCCAUAUUAUUAGAUCUGGAUUACACUUUUUUUUAGUCAUACCUCAUAUUGCCUAACCCUGGUGUUUUUUGUUCUUAAUUUUAUUUUUAUUUUUAUUUAUUUUUAUUAAGGGCUUUUAGGCUCUCUUCUGUUGAAUGACCUACCCACUUGUAUCCAUUAUUUCCACCUCCUUGUCGCUGGAAACAGUAAUAUUUCAUGCUGACGCUACCGGACUGCCUAUGUCAUUGCUUUAAAACUCAUUUUCCCGCCUUGCUGUACCGUACACACCAGGGGUGGGGAGAGGAAUUGUCGGCCUGAUCUAGUGAAUCUGGGUGAAAACGGUCCGGUACCUGCCUUUUACCUGCCUUACAUCCAGUCCGGCACAUUGCCUCACCUUAGUGAACUUAACUCACUGGCCUAAACUAGACGAUCUGACCUUCAGCUACAUACAUUACUCCUUACCUACUUACUACUUACUUACCUUGGCUACAUUACAUAUCCGUCCAUACCUUUUGAUCAUGUCUCUAUCUUCUCUCACCUGCCCUACCAAACUAACCUAAUCUUGCAACCACCUUUUCUUCCCGAAUGCUUCGCAUCGGUUCGUUACCGAUACCUUGGGUUUUUAUCCAUUAGCUCGAUAAUAGCACGAACUGCAAAUCAGCGUACCAAGAAAAAGCCAGCCCACCCCCAUCUGCCUGAUCUCUUGGCUUGGCUGACAGUUUGACGACGAUACUCCUUGUAACUCGAUUAGGGUUGUUUCCACACAACACCUAAUUCGCUGCAGAACCUACUUUCCAAUCAAUUGGCCUUGUCCCCCUCCCGCAACCGGCAACCGGCUACGACAACGGGCGUCCAGCUAGCGCGUCUCUUUGCUUGGAUUGGUCUCAUCUCUUGAGCGUCACUGUCCACAGCCGUUGCCACUUGGGUAUCAACCUUGCAAUUCUAAACUCCCAAGGUACGAGCCACUAGACUAGAAAAUAAACACCCCCGGCACUGAUCCCGCACCAACCUAUCGAUUUCUCCACCGACUCUGUUGUCAGGGCUACGUUUCUUCUCUAUACUGUAGGGUGGCUGCACGUCCCCGGUUCGUUCACGUUGGGUGCAAAUUUUGCUUUGUACAUGUUGACUUGGGAACCACGGACCAUACUCUCGGCACCAACCGCUCUAGCUCGACCCUUUGCCCUGCAGACCGAGGCUCCCGGACGAUUGGAAGGGCUCAACAUCGCGCUAGAAGCCUCCUGUCUUCUCUAAUAGCUGUCAUCUACUGAGGGCCCGGCGCGCCAGGUUCCCUGCUAGUGAUACCCGCCGCAUGUCUGGUUUAGUAUUUCAUUGGCACAGCCGUCUCGCAUAUAUUGCUCCGUCCACCUGGCACCAUUGUGUUGUUCAACCACCUUUGGCACGUGGAAUAGCUUGUAUUGCUUCCAGACAGGUCUUGUUCAAGGAACUUCACGGGAAGUCAGCAAGGUUCUCCACCAAGAUGGCUCCAAGAAACGUUCUCAUCUACCUGUUCCGCAAAGAUCUGCGCGUCUCAGACAACCCGAUACUACAUACUCUCGCGACCCAAAAGGACCACGGUUUCACUCACCUUCUCCCUGUCUAUAUAUUCCCUUCAAAUCACGUCGAGAUCUCGGGCUUCAUUUCCGAUAAGUCAGAGAAGAGCCCCUACCCGGAAGCCAGGAGCAAGGUUUCUGGUUACUGGAGAUGCGGACCUUAUCGGGCCAAGUUCAUAUCCCAGGCAGUGUGGGAUGUGAAGAAAUCACUCGAGAAGAUAAACAGCGGGCUCCUGUUACGUCUCGGGAGCUUUCAGGAUGUCGUCGAGGGCCUUCUCGAUGGCCUCAAAGCACGAGGCGACGCUUGCUCGGUUUGGAUGGUCGGGGAAGAGGGACUCGAAGAAAUUCAAGACGAGAUUUCUGUAUCAAACGUGUGUAAAACGAGAGGCUUCGACUUCAAGAAACUCGUGGAUGAGAAGUACUUUAUCGAUGAUCGCGACUUGAACUUCGCUGAGCCCCAAGAACUGCCGGGGAUUUUUACAGACUACCGCAAGUCGGUUGAGCCAUUAAGAGAGAGACCAAGAAAGUCUUUACCAACACCUGAAACGGAUUCACUCCCGCCAUUCCCUGAGCCCGAUACUAUUGCCGAGCAAGCACGGCCAUUUUCAGUCCCAGAUAACUAUGAAGACCUUGAGACAGCGCUUUUGAAGCCUGUCAAGGACUUCUCCGGUGGUCCUUUCCCCGAGCAUGCCGAGAACGCCACCACCGCUCACCCGUUCAAGGGGGGCGAAACACCAGGACAGGAGCGUUUGCAAUACGUCAUGAGCUCUGGUAUAAUCAAGGACUACAAGACAUCUCGCAACGGUCUCAUUGGCCCCGACUUCAGUACAAAACUCUCGGCGUAUCUUGCACAGGGAUGCAUCACAGCGCGGCAGAUACAUGAAUCUCUACUCGGUUACGAGGACGGCACUGCCACUGAACUCCAAGAGAUCGAAGGGUUUGGGCAGGGUGAAAACAUCAACACCAAGUCAGUCAGGGAGGAGUUGAUGUGGAGGGACUACAUGCGACUAUACGCCAGAAAGAUCAAAGAAAAGCUAUACUCGGUCGAGGGUCCCAGGGGAGGUCGGAAUUAUGAUACCAGUAGCGGCGGGGAGGUUGCCGACGGCGGCUCGCCGCCUAUUGCCAAGAAGGUUAUCUGGAAGACGCCGGAUCCGGCAACUGCUGACCCGAGACAGACACCAGAGCCUGAAAAGAUCAAAGUGUGCUUAGAUAGGUUCCUGGCCGGCACGACAGGCCUCGGCUUGAUCGACGCCUCCAUGCGCGAGCUGCUGCAUACUGGAUACACAUCCAACCGAGCCCGGCAGAACGCGGCCAACUUCUUGGCUAAACAUCUAGGCAUCGACUGGCGAUGGGGAGCCGAGUGGUACGAGAUGUUGCUGGUAGACUAUGAUGUGUGUUCGAAUUGGGCGAACUGGCAGUAUGUCGCUGGUGUCGGAAACGAUCCGCGCGGCGAAGCCCGAAUCUUCAACCCUGUCAAACAAGCCUUCGACUACGACAAGGAGGGUGCUUAUGUGAAGAUGUGGGUGCCUGAGUUGGCGCCAUUCGGUAACAAGCUAGAGCUCGUCUUCCAAGCCUGCAAGGCUACUCCGCAGGAGCGAGACGAGGCUGGACUCUCGGACAACAUUAUGGUAACGGACCCAGUGAAGCGUAUCGCAUUCAACCCCAACGGCAAGCCCCCCAGCAAGAGGCCAUGGAAGAAGAAGGAAUCUAGCUCAGGCAACACCGCUGGCGGCGGGGGAGGUUCUCCCAACGAAGGCAGUCCCAGGACCGAGUCGCACGGAGGCUCACAGGGCAAGGGCGACGGCCUACAGCAAUCACGGGGUGGAAGGCAGCAGUGGCGUGGUGGUUCCCAGGGUUACCCUCCGCAGAUGGGUAGGGCUCAACCUGGCAAUGGGACCGGAUACCGAGGUUACCACCACGUCGCUUACGGCGGGUCAGGACCACAAGGCGGUCGGGGUGGUUGGCAGAGGCGACCUGCCGGACCUGGCCGGGGUGGGGGGUCACAGGGCUUCAACUACCGAAACCAAGGUGGUGGCGGCGGAUACUACUCAGGUCGUGGCGGUUACCCGCCGCAGCCGUACGAGGGAGGGUCUCCCAACUACGGCGCCAUCCAGGGAGGUGGGCAGCAUCCCAUCCCGCACUAUGGGCCGGGCGGUGGGGGCUCACCGCAGUCACAGCAGUGGACGCCACCUACCCAACGGCAGCAGCCGCAGCAGCAACAGCAGCAGUCCAACGCCUAGGAAGACGCCGGCGGCGCUGAGGGUUGGUGGCGAUCGCAGACGGGGGAGUUUCAGCCCCGCAUGAUGCAAUAUCCUACUUUUUAUGUACAGCUACAGCAGGAGCAGCAGCAGCAGCAACAGCAGCAGCAGCAGCGUCAGCAUUAUCAGGGUACAAACACUCCGCCACAUUUACAUCCUCAGCA
Molecule: messenger RNA, 4095 nt
Organism: Pyricularia grisea
Lineage: Eukaryota; Fungi; Ascomycota; Sordariomycetes; Magnaporthales; Pyriculariaceae
Exons: 5
Coding region: 1433-3913 (826 amino acids)
Biological process (GO): photoreactive repair
Molecular function (GO): deoxyribodipyrimidine photo-lyase activity; FAD binding; damaged DNA binding
Source: RefSeq, a predicted model, not a curated record